UUUCUGCUUUUCUCUAUCUGGUUAUCAAAUUCUCACAUACUUUCGCGUUAUAUAGAUAAACGAUAUAAUAUGACAUAAACAUACUAUGUUUCGCUGCAUCUGAGAGAUGAGUCAGGAGCGUAGGCUAACUUAGCCUAGAUCUAGAUAUUAUUCGGCGAUUAUCUGGACAAGCUACCCGAAUUUGCAUCGCCAACAUAUUAGCUAGUUAGAAUAUGUAGCUAAAUGGGAAACUAUCAUUCAGACAAGUAUAUUUUAGAAACUAGAUAUUCCAAUUUCUCACAAAACCUGUUUGACUUCAGCCAUCUGAAAUUUUAUCCGGAACGCCCAGGAGUGAGCGAAAAUGCACAAUGAGACCGGUCAGCAUAGUGACAGCAAGGACGACGGAGCCUCCACCACCAUGUCCUUCGGAAAGUACAAGUACACCGCCGAUGAGUACCAGGCGGUCCAGAAUGCACUGCGACGGAACCUUGGACCAGAAUACAUCAGCACCAGAAUUGCAGGAGGUGGUCAAAAGGUCUGCUACAUUGAGGGACACAGGGUGAUCAGCCUGGCGAAUGAAAUGUUCGGGUACAAUGGCUGGUCACACUCCAUCUCCCAGCAGAACGUUGAUUUUGUGGAUCUCGUCAAUGGCAAAUUCUAUGUUGGAGUCAGUGCAUUUGUCAAGGUCCAGCUGAAGGAUGGCUCAUACCAUGAGGAUGUGGGCUACGGUGUUAGUGAGGGGCUCAAGUCCAAAGCCUUGGCACUUGAGAAGGCGAGGAAAGAGGCUGUUACUGAUGGUUUGAAGCGAGCCCUCAAGUGUUUUGGAAAUUCUCUGGGGAACUGUAUCCUGAACAAGGAGUACCUCAUGGCCAUCAACAAGGUUCCCAAACAGCCCCAGCCACCCCUGGACCCUGCCCAGACAAAGCGCUCAGAGGGUGAGCCUCUAGUGGAGAAGGCGAGGUACUGCAGUCUGCAGCAGGGGGACAGGUGUGGGAGUGGGGCCAGCAACAGCUUAGGAACGUCGGUUAGGGGCCCUGUGGAGCAGCCCAAAGCCGAGCCGGGGCUCCAGGAGAACGGGGGAGCCAGGAACCCGCCGCCACAAACCCCUGCCCUGCAGGACAGCGAGAACAGGCGCAUCAGCACCUCCAGAGAGUCAGCAGCAGACGUGGGGGACACCUCUGGCUUCUCAGACACGCUCACAGACCCCAGACAGCAGAGGAAACUUAAGCAGCAGCAGCAGCAGCAAAAGUUUCGGCAAGAGAUGGAGGCCAAGAAGAUGCAGAGCGGGCAGCUGCAGCCCAAGGCAGAAAAUACAGCGCCACCAAGGGGAGAGGAGGCACCAAGCAACCUCCAGGGGCGGUCAGGCUCCUCGGGCCAGGGUGAUUGGCAGGUCGACCACAGCACGCCCGCCGGACGCCGAGCGACCGCGACCGCGGAGGACGAGUUCCUGGCAGAAGACUCACAACUGUGGGAUUUGAACCUGGAAGACAUCGACGUCCUGGAGGCUCAGGCAGGGGGCGCCAGGGGCGCGCACCCAUCCACACAGGGCAACGGGCACCACCAGAUGACCACCCGCAGCAGGACCCCACAGAGAGUCCAGUCACUGAGACCUCCCGUCAGACCCCAGCCCCCGAACAGCUACCAGCCCCCACACUCCACUGCCCACUCCACUGCCCAGGCAGACCAUACCGCCCACAAUGGAGCUUCCGUCAGCCCGUACAGACAAGGACAGCACGUGAAGAAACGAAAGCUGGACCCCAGAUGACUGCAUACUAGAGACAUUUAAGACUGUUCCUACAAGUUACACAUGUAAAUAUGUUAUAUAGAUAAUUUUAAAUGAUAUUUUAUUGAGUUGUUGUGUUAAUAAAUAAGAGAAAAAGGAUUGGAUUGGCUUUUUUUUGUAAAAUCAAGAA
Molecule: messenger RNA, 1892 nt
Organism: Anguilla rostrata (American eel)
Lineage: Eukaryota; Metazoa; Chordata; Actinopteri; Anguilliformes; Anguillidae
Gene: rad52
Product: RAD52 homolog, DNA repair protein
Exons: 11
Coding region: 341-1744 (467 amino acids)
Biological process (GO): DNA recombinase assembly; double-strand break repair via single-strand annealing; mitotic recombination
Cellular component (GO): nucleus
Source: RefSeq, a predicted model, not a curated record